AUGUACCUUUUCAUGGCAUACGAAGAGUCGGGAGUGCAUCAUGCUCAAGAGUUCGAAAAUAGGUUUUGGACUAUCUUUGCAUUGCUAUUGAGUACGGCACUUUUUUUCGCUCGGGAUUCGCCACUAGCUUUCGGUUUGUGGAGUCCGACGCUUGGAUUCAUCGGUGUUCUGAUAUCUGGAUAUGCGAUGCAUCUGUGGGACAGAUACUUACAUCGGCUGGCUAUUUCGCAACAAAUUCGGAAUCUGGGCAUGCGGCGGUCUACAACGGCGAAUUCGUCACUGAUGCGACUCAAGGACUUGGGCAUCCCAGUGGAAGAUCAACUAGCUCGAAUUAACACAUGCUUGCAGGAUAUUGAUCAGCUUUUGAUUCCUUCUACAAUCAACAAUUUCAUAAAUCAGCGGUUUAUCUUCACAAAAGAACAGGAAAUUAUCAGCGUGUUUGAAGAGUGUGACGCUCGAGCUCUGAACUAUCUUGUUUCACACGUCAAGCUUGGGCUACUAUUUUACAAGAUCAAAGAUCAUCGGAGUUUUAAUGGGAAGCAUCGAACAGCUCUCGUCACUCUUUUAGCUGUCGAGCGUUUGCCCAUUUUGACCAUCGUCUCACGAGUCAUUGUGCUGCAUAGCUUGCAAUUACUCAAGCUUCGGGCCAAUCCGAAAGCUGAAUUUUGGGUCCGGAAUAUUCUUCUGAACACUCAUCAAGACAACCUUUCCGAGCUCAAAACACUCACAGAUACCAAGGGCGAUUACUUCUGUAUGAACAAACUAAUAUACGAUGAUAUUCGCUCUGAAACCACACGACAAGACAUUCUCAAUCAUAUUCGUCGGGAAGCUGCCGUUCAGCAGACUCAUAUUCAAAUGGGGACGAGGCGCUUGACGAAAUACCGCAUGCACGGGCAAUUUCGGAAAGUCCUCUCUGACGUCGAUGAUACUCUAUAUUGUAGCGGGGGAAUGUACCCCGCUGGAGUUGACAAAAGAUAUCCGAAAAAGGCUGUGUACCCUGGUGUCUUGGCCUUUUACCGUGAAUUGGACCUCGGCACACAAGGACCUGAAGAAUGGCAAGACGAGCACGUGGGAAACUUGGUUUUCUUGUCUGCUCGUCCACAUGUAUAUAAAGAUAUGAGCGAAAAAGCGAAUUUUGCUAAGUUUGAGAAGCUUAGAGCUCAAGGCGCAGAUGGCCGCAAAGGCAUGCACACUGUCCCAAGCUUGCUCGCUGGAGACCUGGCGUCAGGCACAUCAUACAUGGUAACGAACGACUUUGAGCCACUAGCGCAGAAAAAAUUUGACAACUUUCGACGCUAUGUUUCUAUAUACCCAGAGUACCAACAUGUGUUUGUCUGUGACAAUGGACAAGGUGACGUGAGAGCCGGCGAGCUUAUGUUUGACAGUUUCCCUUACGAGUUUCAGUCGCUAUACGUCCAUGUCGUUAUGCCUAUUGAAAAGACCCACGGAUACUCUCCACAACGGUGGCGCCAGAAGGAGUUUAUGCCGCAUUUUUUUAGAACCUAUCCGGAAGCGGCUCUUCAUGCUGCAAGCCGAAAUCCGCCACUAAUACGGCUAGGGGGGCUUCAGCGCAUCUGUCGUGAUGCUGUAAAGGAUUUUGAGCAAAUAACAAACUGGUCAACUGAAGCUAUGAAAGCGGAGCGAAGACUCGAGUUGAACCAAGCUGUUUGGCGAGCGAAUUCUUUUUUGGAAUGGCAUUAUUUAGACCAGGUUGAACUCAUUAAAGCAGAGUGUCGUUGGACGUUGGGACAAAGAGUACGGACCCCAUAUGGCAUUGGGAUAAUUCUCGACUUUGACCCUGUUUUUGAUCUAUACGGAGUCGAGCUGGACUGGAGGCCUCUCGAUAUUCAGGUUAUCGAACACUUGAAGAAUCCUAGCAGCUCCAUCAUUCGACCAAAAGAAAUAGCAACAUCUAGUGGUCUUGGAGCCAAAAGAUCUCUUUCGACUGUAGUUGAAAUGGAAAGCGAAGAAGCUGAUGACGAAGCUACAUUGCAAAUAAGUGUCGGUUUGCAUCUUCCAAAGCGUCAAGAGGUUGGUGAGCCGAGUGCUGAGAGGCCCAUAACUGACCGGCAACGGUCUGAUAGAUCAAGAAUAUCCACUCGAAAGGCAUUGGGCACAAAUGUUUUGUCUGAAAAUGGUAACGUCCAGCAACAAAGAAGAGAAGUAGAAUCCUCUAUUCCAAAUGACUUCCAACGUUUGAACCAGGAAACUAAAGCCAAGGCAAUAUCAGUAAAGGCACGAAUCGGUGGAAGAUUUAUCUCUAAGCUUACUCCUCCUGUGCUGCCAAAGAUCGACAAGGAGAAGGGUCGAUCUAUUUUUACAUUUCUUGCUCCUGUUCAGGGUUCAGUACCUUUGGCUUUCAAGGAAGGUGACGAAUGCACAACACCGUUUGGACCGGCUAGGGUUGCUCAAUACCGGAGCAAGAAUGAGAUUGUCGUCGUUGACUUCAUUGGUUGGUAUGCCGUAGGUUAUCUUGCUCAGCAAGAUGUGAAGGUUAUUCCUAAGAGUCUACUCAGAUCUCUCUUUCGACAAAUGAGCGCUAGCGAGGGAUCGCAACGGCCUGUUGACUAUUCUUCCUCUGACGGGACUGUAAUAGCAACUCCUUUUGGACUGGGGAGCGUUGUUCGCCCCGUUGCUCCUCCCGGAAGAGACACUAAGCGAGCAGUAUCGCCUACAGUUCGAAUACGCUUAGAAAGUUGGACCCUUGCGAAUGGCAACCAUCCAGAAUUAUACUGCACAGUAGAAAACGCAGAAGAAUGGAAGAAGAGCAAGUCAGAUGAGACUAAGUCGAUCUUUUCGGCCCUUGAAAACUUAGUUACAUCGUCGAGAACGCUUUUCGAACCAUUCCUGAGCAACAAAACUCCGACCAAAAUCGAACCGAAAUUUGAGCAGUACUACAAAGAUUCAGCUUCUGUAACUACAAUUUUUGGAGAAGGGGUAGUACACCGUUUUAGGUCAAUUGAUGGGUUCUAUGAGGUUCAUCUUACCCGGUGGAUGCUCGCAAGCAAUAAGUGCGCUACAGCUUUUCUUCGGAGAGAAAGCAUCAAUUACAGGAUCGCAAAUGGUUGCAAAGAGGGUUACCCCGUGCUGACUACUUUGGGGGCUUCCGGGACAUUGGCAUCCGUUGACCCCACUACAGGUGUGCAUAUCGUGACCGUCCCUACUGCAGGAAUGAUUUGCUAUUUGCAGCCAGACCACAUAGCACGUUCGCUGAAAGCGGCCGUUGGAGAGAAUGUGUUGACCGCCUUUGGUGAGGGAAAGAUUGAAACUUACAGUUUACAGAAUGAUACGUAUACGAUUAUAUUGGCUGGCUGGAGAGGAAAGCUUUUCGCGAAGGAAGUAUCAUUCGAGCGAGUUGGGGAUGGUGUCCAAGAUCGCGAUGGCCCUUUUGGUUUCGGCAAGAGGCCCUCGAAGUCGAAGCAACAGCCUCAUCGGUGGAAGUCAGAGUAG
Messenger RNA from Phaeodactylum tricornutum CCAP 1055/1, 3450 nucleotides. RefSeq lists its product with no specific name. NCBI's taxonomy places the organism in Eukaryota, Bacillariophyta, Bacillariophyceae, Surirellales, Neidiaceae. The record is from RefSeq and is a predicted model, not a curated record. The transcript has 2 exons. The coding region runs from base 1 to 3450 and encodes 1149 amino acids.